AUGGAAGAAGCUUAAUAAUAGAAUUUAGGUACACUUUAAGGAAUUUAGGAAGUUAACGAAAAAAACCACACUAAUGGUAGCUCAAGCAAUUUAAAAAUAUUCUCUAAAACAGAUCUUUUCAAUAAUUUGAAUACUGAAAUGAGUGAAAUACCAGAUCAUGAUAUUUAUUCACAAGAAAUAUAUUCUAAGUUAAUAGGAGGUGAUGAUAAGUUGGUUUCAUAAUAAUUGAACUAGAUUAUACAACAAGCACUCUAUCCCUAUCAAGAAAAGAUUCGUCAGCUAGAAGAGAUACAAUAAUAAAAAGAUAACUAAAUCACUGCAUUAUUUUACACUAUUAAAAAAAUGGACGAUAUAAUAAAAAAAAUAGAAUCUGAAUAAACCAAAACCCAAGGAACUACUAGGACAGUAAGAAAAACAGCAACAACUGUUUCGAAUAAUACUGCAGGUACCACAUCAUCAAAUAGGUCUGCAAGCUCAGCAAAGGGACAAUAAUUAGGCUCAAACCAAAUGUCUUAAUCAACAGUUUUACCAUCCUAAACUGGAGGAGCUAUUUCAAGAAAACCUAGUGUACCUUCUUUGCUAGACUCCAAAAAAUCAGGCCAAAAUAUGUCAAAAUCAACUUUACAUGAACCCUCAAGCAGUAAAGCAGAUAGUAAUAGAAAUUCAAAGGUAAGUACACCAGCAUCAAGAGUAGCAAAAGAAGCAAGUGAGCCAAAAAAAAUAUUAAAAUCAAAGCUAGGAAAUAAUGAAGGAGAUUAGAAGGUUAAUUCAUAAUAAGAAGAAUAAAAACAAAAGAAAACAGAGACAGAUCAUUCAAAUAUAUAGAAUAACAUAGAAGUAGAUAGUGCAUCAAACACUAACAAGCAGUAAAGUAAUUAAUCUAAUGGAAAAACGGAUAACUCUAAUUAUAACUCAUCUCCUCCUAUGUUUUUGCAUGAUUUAACAAAUGAUGAGCAUCUCAUAGAUAACUCCUCAGCAAAAAACGGGUCAGACAAAGAUAAAAAUCUUUUAAAUAAUAGUAAUAACAUUAAUGAAGAUUCUAUGCUGAUCUGA
This is a messenger RNA of Tetrahymena thermophila SB210, 1053 nucleotides long. RefSeq lists its product as hypothetical. The transcript is spliced from 4 exons. Lineage: Eukaryota; Ciliophora; Oligohymenophorea; Hymenostomatida; Tetrahymenidae. The record is from RefSeq and is a predicted model, not a curated record.